Molecule: messenger RNA, 1773 nt
Organism: Ostrinia furnacalis (Asian corn borer)
Lineage: Eukaryota; Metazoa; Arthropoda; Insecta; Lepidoptera; Crambidae
Exons: 2
Coding region: 7-1671 (554 amino acids)
Source: RefSeq, a predicted model, not a curated record
CCCGUCAUGAGGCUGCACGCAUUUUUCCUAUUCGUUCUGUUCGUAAUCAAUGCGCGCGCCGCCACCAUACACGGGCCGGCCGUGCCUGAACUAGAAAAGAAACUCCCGAUCCCCGAAGAAACUAACAAGGAUGUCAUCCCAGCUGAAAACGCCUCCAGCGAACAGGAGCUCAUCGAUGCAGCCAACACGGUCCAGGACGUCGAAAACAACCUACGAGUGAAAGCGGUCGAUAGCAUCCCUGUGUCGGUUAUCGUUGAGAGCGAUGCGAACCCUACAGAUGAUAACGAAGUGACCCCUAUUGUGAGGAGGGUAGUUGACUUAAAGAACCCUGGGGAACCCCAGCGUCAGGAACACGAGACGCAAAACGCUGUGCACUACGAUGACGAGCAGCAAAUCGUGACUUCUGUCAAACAAACUGUCGUCGAUACCCAGAAUGCGCUAAAACAAGGGUUCCAAGGCGUCACCCAAGGGAUUCAGAACUGGAUCGCUAACAGUGAGCAGCUCAGUGCCAUUCAAGCCAGUAUUCAGAAUCUGCAGGAAAGUUUCAAAGAGCAAAUUUCUAAACUUAAUGAAACUAUUCAAAGCUUCUGGCAGAACCGUGUCGGCUCUAACCAAUCUCAAGCAGCAGGAAACGAUGUCCCUAAACCUGAAAUUGAAAGCGUUGAGUCUCAACUUAAGAUCUUAGAAGACAACUUCCAAACUGGUGUCAAGGCUUUGUCUGAGGGGGUACAGGUAUUUGCAUUACUGAAGGCCGAGAACGAAAACCCUACUUCGCCGGCUCCGACCGCUCCCAAUAACCUAUUUGUUCAAUACCUGCAACUGUUCCAACAGACGAUAUCACAAGGAUUCAAUAAUGUAACCCACGCAUUCCAAAACUACGUAAAUCAAUCUCCCAACAAUACUGCAUCUAAUCCAGGUCUCCUACAAGGUCUGAACAAUGGUAUCCAGAACAUUUUAAACCCACAGCCCGCUGGGACUCAAUCUGAUGAUGCUAGCACUUCAAGACCGAGUUUAUGGCAAGGCAUUCAGUCAUCCAUCCAGAACAUUCUGAAACCUACUCAGAAUCAAGCUGCUCAAGGAUCAAAUGGUACGCCAAAUCGUCCUAUCACACAAGCAAUCCAGAAUCUUCCUUUCGUACAAGGAGUAGUAAAUUUGAUUCAGCCGAACAAGCCAGGUGCUCAGCAGCCAGCCCAGGCUCAGCCGGCAAAACCCGCUGACCCCGUUCAACCCGCUGCAGAGGGCAGCAACGUCGUGCCUGUGGAAACCAAGCCCGAGUCCGACGUGCAGCCUGCUAAAGCGCCUGUGGUAGAAGAAGUCAAACCUGAACAGCCUUCGAACAACAACGGUCCAAUCCAGAGCAUCAUCCAGAACAACCCGAUCGUAAAAGGCAUCUCUGGAGCAGUGCAGAAGCUGCAAGCCAGCAUAACCAACCCGGAGAAGCCAAGAGAAACAGAGAAGGAGCCAGAAAAUGAAAAGGGAGAUGUUAAGGGUGGUUUCUACCCUGGCUACGGCUACGGCGGCAAUGCAGGCGAUAAUAACGACAAGCACAUCAGCAGCGACAGCGGGGUAGCCCUCAAGGCGGCAGACGGCAAGCUCGAAGAGCCCGCCCCAGAGAAACCCACCGCGGUCGUCGCAGAAGCACAGGAAACCGACAAGACUGACCAGUCGUAAACGUAGUGUGAUAAUAGACCCGUAAUUUAUUGUUUGUUUUAGAUAUAUUUAUUUAAGUGUACGAAUGAGAUGUAAAUAAACGAAAUUGAUGAAUUUACAAAA